AUGAGUGGGUACAGCACGUCAAUGCGCAUGCAGCAGCACCGCCUUAACCCGUCAGCAGACAUUGGCGUUCCCGAGAAUGUGUCUGCGGAGUUGAGGGGAGGUGCACCCAUCAUCCGCGAGGCGGCUGCGGGUAUUGCAUCACUUACCCCAAAGGCGGCCAUUGUCGUCUGCCGUGAGGUCGACGGCCUGAUCGAUGCCACCACGCCGGAACAAAGGGUGCGGUGCGUCUCGCAGAUCACAGGCGCACUGCGAGAGGCCGGUUUUGUUGCCAAACGGGAUGCACCCGAGUGCAAACUGUUCCUGCAAAAGCUGGCUUCACACUUUGUGUUUCCACUCAUGCUGCAUUGCGCUGUGCGGUACCUUCACCGUGCGCUCGCAACGCUGGUGCGAACUGUGUAUGUGAUAGACGAUGAACUGGAGGUGCUCUUCCGUGAGGCGUUUCUCGACACCCACAUUCGCUGCUGGAUUCCUGGGGCGAUGAAGCGGCCCACUAUACUGGGCGAGGCAGGAGCGCUAGACAACGAGGAGACACUUCUUCGACUCAAAGAUCCUGCCAUGAGUUGGGUGAACUGCAUCGACAGUACAACUACAGUUGCCAUUCCCCUCUUUCCUCGUGUAUUCGCCGACACGUUCCUUGACGUGGUGCCACUUCUCGGGGACAGUCUGCAGUGGAUGGUGGAAAAUGCCCGCAUGAGAUGCCGACAGGCCAAGGCGGGUAGCACAAGUGAUGGCACCCUCCUGGGUGAGGAUUUGGCCUACGUGCGGUACGGUAUUCGCGUCGUUACGACGUACACACACAAAUUCCUGUAUCUUCUUGAGAGGGCAUUGUGCGAGGCGGACACGACGAGGAUCAUUAUUCUGCAGGAAGACAUGUGCAGACUGCUGUCGCCUGCGCUAGCAAUGCUCUCAUCGUCCGUUCUUCCAAAGGACGUGCUUAACGGGGCUGGCUUGUUAGUGUCAUCGCUGCUGACCCUGCGGACAUGCUCACCGUGGUUACUACUCGAGGUUUGCCGGCACUGUGGCACUCCCAACCCACACACAGCCUCGGCUUCUACUGAUGCGCUCCCAUCGGCUUUACUGGUGAGCCAGGUGAGGAAGUUGGUACAACUUGUCUCCUCUAAUGAUCCUAAGGAGGAAGCUAUGAAGCACACCGAAACGAAUGACGCCCUGGAAAGUAUUCUUCGCAACUUCUCUGAUAAUGGUCGCUUUGCUUUGAUGAAGGGUCUGCUCGCGCAUCUGUCGGUCCCUCUUCACAACAACCUUGACUCCCUUGGAGUUCUGCUUAAACCGAUUGUACGGCUGCCCGAGGGGAACAACUCUGCCGCUUCUGAAGGAUGUGUAGUUGUGCACGAUAUCAUCAUGCCGGCAGCGGAAGCGUACUGUUCGGCUCUGCAGGCCCCCGACACGCGGUUUAUGGCUAUUCAAACAAUCGACAGUGUUGUUCGGCACAUCUCUUCUGUUCUUUCAUGCAUUGCUGAUAUUUUGGAACCCUCUUCAGACGGAGAUGCGAAGAAAAUCAGCAAGGCUGCAAAGAAAAGCUUACAGUGGACAGAGAGAAAUGAGCCACUGCCUGAAUCUCAGCGUGCAAGCCUAUUGGCAUCGUGCGCAAAGACACCCAAGCUCGUCCGCACACUAAAUCACGCCACAGAUAUUAUUAUGGGUAUGUGGGACGACAGCACCCAGCAGGUGGCUGGGCCGCUAUACGACACGUACAAUGAGAUACUAGCUGUGCAUAAUGCACUGCGACGCUGUGCCCUUUUAGCCUAUCCUAAUUUUGCGGCAAUAAACACAGAGAAAGAUGAUUUUGAUACUUCUGAAACGCUGCGACGUAUCCUCUCCAUACCCGACGAGCGGCGGGGAAAAUACCACGCGCUACUUGGACUAUUAAAUAUUGUACCACUUCCGGAGUUUUUAUCCGAAUUGACGAAACACUAUUCGCAGAACGGUGAAAUCACGACAGAUGUUGAGGGACUCUGUUGUUUUGGCAGAAUGCUCCUCUCUGGUGCCGGCAACCACAAGAUUGGAAGCAUCGCUGGUGAGGUGUUUGCAAAGGCAGCUGGACGCAUUCGGAAGAUGGUUGUUGCCAAUGAGGCGAAUAGCGAGGUACUUUUUAUGGGGGGUAUUAUCGAACCGUUGAUCAAGUCCCUCCUUGUUCCUGGCUAUUCCUCAUCACCGCACCUGAAUGAUGCUGCGCGUGUCUCAAGCAUUGUGGCCCACAUGAUCACACCUUGCCUCAAAAACGAUGAGGUGUAUUUGCCAAUACUGCUUUCACAGAUGAUGCAAAUGCUGGAGGGUGAUGACGGAUCACCUGUGGCAAACCAAAGCGUUGUUGAGAUAAUUCAUCGUGCCCGUCUUGUGGGAAGGGACGUUGCGGCGUACACUCACCCAAGUAGUCGCUCAUUCAAGGCUAUUCUGGCGAGCCUCCAAGCGCAGGAAAGUGAGCUUCGCUACACAGCAUUGGGUCUGUGUGUGUUAAGUACGAAGAAGGCGGAGCCUGUUGAAAUCUGGCAGUGCCGCAUGGUGGAGUGGUACAUCAGCACCAACAUGCACUGCGGUGGUGACUCGGCAGCUAUGCGCAGUCUUCUAGAGGUGUAUAAGAAGUGGACGCGACGCCUUGUUGAUAGCUAUCUAAAUCAAAACAACAAACUAAAGAAGGGUGCUGAGGGAAGUGAAGCUGCAGAAGAAUACAAGCAGUUGGUUGUCGAACACUGUGUACGAACCGUAUCUUGCUUUGUUCCGCAGAUUGGCGAAACAGCAAAGUGGUGCCGUCAAUUGUCUCUCGAGCGCCGCGUGGCCGCCAUGUCGGCGUACACGUGUCUUCUGCGCUGUGUCUUUGAGUUCAUUCCCGCUGAGCAGCUGCAGCAGAUUGGAGAACACUUGUUUCCCUCCACACUCGUCGAGGGAUUGUUGGAGUGUCUAACAGAGGGGUGGGAAAAAGCGCGCAACUGUGCCUUCAGUCUUCUUGUCCUGUACUGCGAGCAUGUCCCUGCUGUGAUCUUCUCGUCACACUACCUUGGCCAUCUAAAUGCUGCAAGCAGCGCCAAGUUGGAGUUGUUGCGUGCACGGACAUUCCGAAAGGCUGAGGGGGAAGUGCUACGCUAUGUUCUUGCAGUUCAUUUUACACCAGCGGCAAAGCAAGCGGCGGCAGUGGACCCGACGGGGGAGUGCCAGAGACGAGUGGAAAUUGUUUUGCGUGAAAUGGUACUAUUGAAGGAGAAUUUUGCGGAGCUCCGAGGGCUGGGUGUGAAGAAGGCAUGCGAGUUUAUACAACAGCAUCCACAGCACGGGCCGCUCUCACUCUGCACAGCACUGCUGUCGAAUGCAUGGGAAGUAAAGUCGGAUGCCCAUAUCCUUCAUGAGGCGUGCAACACGCUGCUUCUCUGCUGCAGUGAGGCACUACAAACGUGUUCCCUCCUUGGUAAUGAGUCAGACAGCUCUUCUAACAACAACACCAACAACAAUGGGGAGGUGGAUGUAGAUUGUCGUGGACAUGUGUUUGAUAAGGACGGCUCCUGUACAGAAGAAACGAUGCGCACUGUUGUUAACAACACGUGGCUCAGCAUCCGCACGAGCGCAGCAGCAGUAGAACGUGUCAUGCGCCUCGUGAAGGUUGAAGAUCUUUCCUUUCCUGUUGUUCGUGAAGUGUGCUACGUGCUCAUCGAGUCACUCCUCCGCACGAAGCAUAAUGGUGUUAUGCGGGCGGUGCGACAGGCUCUCAAAACGGUGGCCGCCGCGUUACUGCGCUCACGCGAUGCAACGUUCCACACACUCCCCGGCGAGAUGCUCGACUUCCUGCUGGGACCGGAUGGCGUCACGUCAGGUAGCGUCGCAAGAAUGCUGCGGAGGAGUCAAGGCCUGCCACACGCCAUGCUGGUCAUCCUCGAGGCGGAGGACCCGAACGUCCCAGUCUACCUCUUCCCCAAGGCCAUGAAAACGCUUCUGCUGGUGGCAACGGGGGUGAAUCAUAACGAUGCCCAGAGUACUGUUGAGCCACCAAGUGAUGAGACACGCUGUAGCCAGCGCUCCAACGCGUUGAAUGUACUCAAGUUUGUCUUUGAGAACAAAGUUUUCGCCACACGGUCAGUGGCAUACCUCGAAGAGGCGUUCUGGAUCGCCACAGCGGGAUUCGAUGCCCCCAGCUGGGGUAUAAGAAACAGUUCGCUGAUGCUAUUCUCAGCUGUUCUUCCACGCUUCGUUGGAGAGCAUCCAUCGACGGGCGGUGUAGGCGUGAACACUUCUCUGCACGACAUCGCGGUACGUUCGCCGCGGGGAGUCGCCUUUUCGUACGAAGAGUUGGUGAGGAGCUGCGCAAAUCCAGUACCCAGUCUCGGUGUCUUUCCACUACUACAAAUGCUCUCCAUGCUUACGCCAGACCCGGCACACCUCUUGACAAAAGCCACAACAACAACAGCAGCAGCAGAGACAGAAGUGGCAGGUGCCGACGUGGACUCUUCAAGGAUUAUUCGCGCCGUGAUUCGGUGUGGGUCUUCAAAAAAUCUCAUGAUCCGCGCCGCGAGUGCUGUGGCGCUGACCUCACUAGUUCCGCCCGCACAAAUUGAAAGCCUUUUUUCGGAACUUCUCUCUAAACUGGCGGAUCCACAGACAGAUGCCAACACUCUGCACGGCACACUGCUCCACAUGCAGCAGUUUCACACCUUCUAUGUAGGCACAUUGCGUCGCAAGAUGAGGGUGAGGGCGAUGAACAGCAAUGCUACAGCUGCGGUCGCAGCUCUCGUCAACCGUCUGACAGUUGAGGGGCUUAGUGACGCUAUUGCUGUCCCAAUGCUGCACAGCGCGUGCGUGCGCUGCCCUACGAUCGCCACCACAUUUUUGAGUUUGGCAUCAGAUGCACUAUACUACAACCAGAGCCACGGACAAGGUAAGAACUUCGCUCCGCUGUUGGAAUUAGCGCGCGUUGGUGUGGCGGUGGUGCACGAUGUUACGUGCGCUUCUACCUCGUCGUACGAGGUCGCACGCGCAGACCACGCGGCGGUAGAAGAGAAUAGCGCCCUUCUUGUGCUUCUUGUCGUUCAGUUGCUUUCCCUUCCGAGUGGCGAGGCAGACGAUCAUAUUUGGAACCUCCUGCGCCGAGUGUUUCUGAGUGACAGCAGUGCAUGCCUCUUGUCAUAUCUCAUGGAGCACGCAAGUUACUACACGGCACAGCAGCGGUGGUCACGUGAAACAGCGGAAAGGGCGAUGCAUCAGUUUACACUUCAGCUGCACUGUGAUCCUACACAUGCAGCCUUGCACAGGUUGGCGCAGCAGCUUUCAGAAGGUUUCGCCGUGCAGGAAUUACCGUGCACGGGGGUUCUGCACAUGAAAGCUCACUUGGAAUACCUGGUUAUGCUCAGCAGCGAGGAAGAGUUGCGCUCAGUGGCGCACACUGAGCUCUGCGACACAGUGGAGGAGCUUCUCCUCCAACGGAUGAGCCCCCAAGCAAGGCGGCCGUUGCACAACACGGAUGUGCAAAGUUGGGCUAUACGUUUUCUCGCUCGCUGCUGUGUGCGGCGAGGUGCCUGCAGUGACGCCUUCGUGAGGGUCGUCUCGCACUACUCCCGUCCCAUCUUCAACGUGCAGAACCGUGCGGCGGUUGUGGCAGCGUUGAAAGACGGUCUGUUGUCAAUAUGUGAAGGCAACGAUAAAGGUGGUUACGGAAUCAACAACAAUACCAGCAGCAACAGAGGCGACGCUUCGGAACGCCGGUGCGCCCUUCUUUUGAUUCUUCUUCGUCUUCUUCUUGACGAUGCACAUGAUGUCCGCACCGACGCAUGCCGAGUCGUUUCGCAUCUCACAUCGACGACGCACCUUUCCCUUGAUCACAUGACUUGUGUGCUUUCUGUUGUGUGCAGCCUGCGGCGUUGCGGCGAGCGCGGCAUCCUUCGGCCCGAGGCGGUGCAGCACUACCUCCUGGCUGGUGAGGCACCUGGCGACAGCAUCACGACUGAUGGCAGUGAGAAGGUGGAUGGUGACAACGAGACAGACGACGAUGAGUCAGAGGACGACGAGGUGCUCUUUGAGAAGGAGGCAGAGAACAUGUUUGCCGAGGACACGCUCCUGGCGUAUCUUGUGGGGGCUAUUGCACGGGAGACGAAGGAAAGCGGACCCGCAUUUUCGGUGUACGACGAGCUGCUGCGUGUGGCCGAACAGCAGGGCAGCGCGACACUUUUGUACGCUGCGCUGGUGAAUGGCAAGCAGUGA
Trypanosoma grayi is the source of this 6198-nucleotide messenger RNA. RefSeq lists its product as hypothetical. Gene Ontology annotation, cellular component: cytosol. Gene Ontology annotation, biological process: tRNA methylation. The transcript has a single exon. NCBI's taxonomy places the organism in Eukaryota, Euglenozoa, Kinetoplastea, Trypanosomatida, Trypanosomatidae. The record is from RefSeq and is a predicted model, not a curated record. The coding region runs from base 1 to 6198 and encodes 2065 amino acids.